UCAUCUUUGACCGCGAUGGCGAGCACCGUCCUCGACGACUACGACUCCCUUGACAUUAUUGGCAAUGGAUCCUUUGGUAUCAUCCGCAAAGUCCGACGUAGGUCGGAUGGGAAGGUAUUUGCCCGGAAAGAGCUCAAUUUUGAGCGUAUGACGGAGCGAGAUAGGAAACAAAUAGUUGCUGAAGUAAACAUUCUCAAAGACCUGGACCACACCCACAUUGUACGAUAUCAUGACCGACAUGUUGACCGCGACGCUGGCGUCCUUUACAUUUUGAUGGAGUACUGCGGUGGAGGAGACUUAUCCUCCGUGAUAAAGAUGGCUGCGAAACAGAAUCGUCCAGUGGCAGAAGACGCUAUCUGGCACUACUUUUACCAAAUACUGCUGGCUCUCAACCAUUGUCACAACACGGGUGGCCAUGGCCGGACCAGUAGCGCCGGGAGUGCUAGCGAACUUGAAGGAAAAGACCGCAGAAACCAGAUCCUCCACCGUGACCUCAAGCCUGACAAUGUCUUCCUCGACGAGAACAAUACCGUCAAACUCGGUGAUUUUGGUCUCUCUAAAGCUCUCUCCACCGCAAGCUUCGCCAAUACUUACGUCGGGACACCAUAUUACAUGUCCCCAGAGCUUAUGCAAGAAAAAGCUUAUGAUUCCAAGUCCGAUAUCUGGUCUCUUGGCUGCCUCAUAUAUGAGCUCUGCGCCUUGAAACCCCCAUUUCACGAAGCGCAAACCCACAACGAGCUCAGUUGUUUGAUCCGGAGUGGUCGUAUACCUCCUUUGCCCCGAGGCUACUCUCAGCAGCUGUCGACAGUGAUCAAGGCUAUGCUCAACCUCAAUCCUGCUAUGCGGCCAUCAGCUGCUCAAUUACUGCUCCAUGAACGGAUAGAAUGGGCUAAGAAAGUCGCAGAAUCGGAGAAAACCCUCAACUCCCUCAAGACUCAUCGUGCCGCCCUUCACGUCCGGGAACGUGACUUAAUGACUCGGGAGAAUGCUCUCAAUGAGAAGGAAUCUCAUAUCACGGAGUUGAUACAACAACGCGAUGCCCAGAUUCACUCGCUCCAAUCACAAUUGCAAGAGUGCCAGACUCAACUGCAUCAGGCACAAGUACAUAUCGAAAAUCAGCCAAGUCUCAGUGACAUACAAGUUGCGGUGAAACAACGAGAAGAAGAGCUUCGAGUCCUAGUAUUGCAGCGCGAGGAGGAGGUCAGCCGCUCAAUGCAGAGACGAGAAGAUGAAAUUAUGGAGGCUAUUCGACGACGAGAAGCCGAGGUUCUGGAUGCGUGGAGCAAGCGAGAGGAGGUAUUGAGAGAGGAAUUCCGCGCCAUCUUGGACAACGAGCUGGAGGCACGCGAAAAAGUUUACGAGGAGAGAGAUGAGGAAAUGCUAAGAAGAGAAGCCGCAGUGAAAGAACAGGAGGAAAAUCUGACCAACACGAAAGCAUUACUAGAAGAGAAAGUACGGAAUUUGGAGGAUAAACCCAAUGAUGUCAAGAAGGAUCGUGCACCGUUAGACGAGAUACAGAACAUUCUUUCUCGUGCCGCACAUCAAGAGACCCCCAAGGUUGUGAUGCAAUCAAGAGCACCUCCAAAGGGCAAUCAACUUUCAACACCACUACCUCGCAGCGCUCAAAUGUCGGCUAUGAAAGGCGUGGUAUUAACAACAACUGGCGAAGCGUUGGCAACACCAUCCCCGGUCGAGCUAGUUGCGAUGUUUGACUUGACGAGGCGCUUCGAGGAUGAGGUCAUGGCGUCGCCCAAGGUUGGGCUCAAUUUCGCUCAGGUGUUCGAUUUCGAGAACAAAGAGAGAGUGGAUCUGACAGCGAGACUGCGAGAUGCCCAUCUCGAAUCGGAAAGUGAUGCGGACGACGAAGAGACAACAGGAACUCCUAUCGCUGCCCAAACACGCCCGCCACAGCGCAUGUCAAGAAGCCGGACACUCGAUUCUGAGGUAGCCCCGCCAACUCGCAUUCGCCGACCAUCUAUUCGUACUGGGAGGAGACCAACAUUGCCAGCAUCUGUCUCUGAUCCCACCGGAAUAUCCGAUUCAGAGUCAUCAAGCUCUCAGACGAAGCAGCAUCGUCCAAAACCAUUACCUCAUCCUCAUCUCGGUUCAACCUCCGGUUCCGCUCCAAAUGUCGUCAGAACGGCAAGUGCGCCUGCGGCAAGUUAUGAUUUGGCGGACGAAGAGAAUUUACCCAGUCCGUUUUUGAAGCGGACAGAGCGUGAACGAGCGGGGGCUCCAUCAUCGGCUUCGGUUACUGCUGGCAGUCCGACCCCUGUUAACAGUGGACCUCGUAAAACGUUAACGAGGAGGCAAAGUGGGGUCAAUGCGCUUCGAGUUGUAGCAGCAGCCAAUGUGACUGCAGUUAAGCAACGGGGAUCGACUGGUGGUGCUCCACGGUCAUCGAUUUCGCGGGCUGGGUCAACUGGAUAA
Molecule: messenger RNA, 2430 nt
Organism: Mycena indigotica
Lineage: Eukaryota; Fungi; Basidiomycota; Agaricomycetes; Agaricales; Mycenaceae
Product: Protein kinase domain-containing protein
Exons: 9
Coding region: 16-2430 (804 amino acids)
Biological process (GO): chromosome segregation; protein phosphorylation
Cellular component (GO): centrosome; nucleus; cytoplasm
Molecular function (GO): protein kinase activity; ATP binding
Source: RefSeq, a predicted model, not a curated record